Molecule: messenger RNA, 9588 nt
Organism: Hemiscyllium ocellatum (epaulette shark)
Lineage: Eukaryota; Metazoa; Chordata; Chondrichthyes; Orectolobiformes; Hemiscylliidae
Product: excitatory amino acid transporter 2-like
Exons: 12
Coding region: 495-2270 (591 amino acids)
Biological process (GO): L-glutamate transmembrane transport
Cellular component (GO): plasma membrane
Molecular function (GO): neutral L-amino acid transmembrane transporter activity; glutamate:sodium symporter activity; L-glutamate transmembrane transporter activity
Source: RefSeq, a predicted model, not a curated record
GUUAUCAGGCUAACGUUCGGCAAAGCGCAGGUCGCCUCCCAUCCAGGCGGCAGCAGCACACCAACACACACACACACACAGUGUCUCCAGCACACGCGAGCUGAGCACAGUCUGAGCUCCACAGCAGCCAGACCCAGCAGGUCCGAGUGAGUGCACUCACUGACAGCGGCGACACACACACACGGGCAGACACAGCAGCAUUCGGUGGGAGCGCAUUCCCUGAGACUCCUCUGCCUCUAGGAUUAUAUUUCACUGUACCCCCGCGCCUUGCAACAAAGGAACUCUCAUCCCAAAGGUGAUUUAAACCUCGAGAAAUUGGUUGGAUUGACUACAGAAGGGGGAAACAAAAAGAAGCCAAGAAUAAAAGUGCGUCGAUACGCCCAUCCUUCGAGUUUUUAAAGUCUUGCGUUCUGUCGCAGCCUUCUUCAAUUCGGUGUCAUUCGAACACUCCAAUUUUAAUUGCAAUUCCUGAGAGCAAGUCGCGUAUGUAAACGAUGAGCAACAGUGGUCCUAGCAACGAUCCCUGUGAAAUAUCACUUCAUACCUUCGGCCAGACUAGCUCUGCCAAGAUGCCCAAGCAGAUGGAAGUGCGGAUGGAUGAAUGCGCCCUGGCUCCCGAGAAACCGGACGGCAAGCUCCCUUUGUGGAAACGGCUGGGAAAGAAACUGAUGAAGAACCUGCUACUGACCCUGACGGUGUUUGGCGUGAUAUUUGGAGCACUAUGUGGAGGGUUGCUCCGAUAUGCAUCUCCCAUCCACCCCAACAUUGUCAUGAUCAUAGCGUUCCCAGGUGAUAUCCUCAUGCGGAUGUUGAAGAUGUUGAUUCUUCCUUUGAUCAUCUCCAGUUUAAUCACAGGCUUGUCUGGACUCGAUGCUAAGGCCAGUGGCCGCCUGGGAACCAGAGCCAUGGUAUACUACAUGACUACCACUAUCAUCGCUGCAGUACUCGGUGUGAUCCUGGUACUCGCCAUACAUCCGGGCAACCCUGCGCUGAGAAAGCAGCUCGGAGAAGGGAAGAAGAAUGACGAGGUGUCGAGCCUGGAUGCCUUCCUGGAUCUCAUCCGGAAUCUCUUCCCUGAAAAUUUGGUGCAGGCUUGUUUUCAGCAGAUACAAACAGUGACUAAGAAGGUGGAGAAUCCUCCUGAAACUAGGACUAUUUCCAACCUGACUGGGCUCCUGCUGGAAGCAGCAAAUGAAACUCUGGCAGAGUCAGAGGGGCCCAGUUUCACUGUCACAAAGACCUUACAGUUCAAGGAUGGCAUGAAUGUUUUGGGUCUCAUUGGAUUUUUCAUCGCCUUUGGCAUCGCGAUGGGGAAAAUGGGGGAGAGGGCAAGGCUGAUGGUAGAAUUCUUCAACAUCCUCAAUGAGAUUGUCAUGAAGCUGGUGAUAAUGAUCAUGUGGUAUUCGCCCUUCGGUAUCGCCUGCCUAAUCUGUGGAAAGAUUAUAGCCAUUAAAGACUUGGAGGUCGUCGCUAGGCAACUGGGCAUGUACAUGGUGACUGUCAUCACAGGGCUCAUCAUCCACGGAGGCAUCAUCUUGCCUCUGAUAUAUUUUGUGGUGACAAGAAAAAAUCCUUUCUUAUUCUUAGCAGGCAUCUUCCAGGCCUGGAUCACCGCCUUAGGAACUGCAUCCAGUGCUGGCACUCUGCCAGUUACCUUCCGCUGCCUGGAGGAGAAUCUGGGAAUUGACAAGCGAGUGACCCGCUUCGUCCUUCCUGUCGGAGCGACCAUCAACAUGGAUGGAACCGCACUCUAUGAGGCUGUGGCUGCUAUAUUCAUCGCCCAGAUGAACAAUGUUCACUUGGAUGCUGGACAGAUAGUGACCGUGAGUUUGACAGCUACACUGGCCAGUAUUGGAGCUGCAAGUAUACCCAGUGCCGGCCUGGUCACCAUGCUGUUGAUUCUCACUGCUGUUGGCCUUCCCACACAAGACAUCAGCCUCCUUGUAGCUGUUGACUGGCUCCUAGACCGGAUGAGGACCUCUGUGAAUGUCGUCGGUGACUCUUUUGGAGCUGGCAUCGUCUUCCACCUAUCGAGGGAGGAGCUGGCAAAUAUCGAUGCCCAACAUGCCCGGCUGGAAGAGGAGCGGUUGCUGAAGGCUGUCGUAUUGCACGAUGGCACAAAGGCCUACCAGGAGAAUAACUCGAACCCUGGCAAUUACCCAGGCAACAACACGGUGGAAGAAAAGGAUGGCAAGGUGACCAAGGCCAAAAAUGGCACAGCUGCUGACUACACAAUUGUUGAGGAGGAACCAUGGGACCACGAAAGCUGAGGGGACAGAGAGAGAGAGAGAAAGAGAGACACCCAGUCCUAACACCCAUGAGCCCCCUCUCCCUCCCGAAACUCUGCUGAAGUUGUUCAUCCGACAGGAAACAAAAUGAUAACAUGUCAAAAUCCUUUUCCUUUCUCGUUCUUUUCAUCUAAAUGUGGUUGUUUUAGCUUAAGGUCCAAAUCGUGAAUACUGGAGCUGGUAAAGGGGAUUCUGUUUGGCUUUUUCCAGUAACUGUGUAUUAGUACUUUUCAGAUUUCCAAACGGCAGAGUGGGACUGAGGUGGGCAGCCCCGAGGGUGCAACCAAAUUCAGCACAAGUGCAAAGAUCACCGUUGCUCCACAUGCAAACCCACCAUCCCACUAACCCCGCCUUCAGCCUUUGACCUGAUGGAGAAUUGUUUGUGCCAUUCAGUUUAUUGUACAGCAGCUUAAUUCAAUUUCCAUCGCUGCACAGCCAGGGCUUUUGAAAUUCCCGGUGUGCCACGGUGGAUUUUGCCAGCCGUACAGUUAGCAUUACCGUCAAGCACAUGUCACCGACCCCCCCUUCUCAGGAUUGGCCGUUCUCAGGGAUGUGAUCCGGCUUUAUGCUCGCUCCACUGCCACUUAGUAAAACCCACAAGUGCUUUAGUCCAGUGACGAUAUCACGUUCUCGCCCUCGUCCCACCUUCCUUGAAGUCAAAAGUGUGGGUGCUGCGAGGUGGGUCCAUGGUCAUGUAACGCACAGCAUUCUUGGAAAUAGGCAACAUUAGCCACUAAGCUAGGCCCGAGGAGGCACCCUUCGGCCCAGGGUUUCCCCGGUUUGUCAGUGAGGUGUUAGGGUGAUUGAGCCAUCACAGAUGGUGCUAAGCCCAUUCCAGAAGGCUGUGGACCCACUCUCUGAACUUUCCACAUCAGAAUAUCUUCUUCCUUCAGGGACCAGAAGGAAUUGAAUUAAACAUUCCAGUGUGUGUGAGGGGUAGGCAGAUAGGUUGUUCCUGUCUUGAGCCUUUCCAAAGCCUUCCUCUGCACCAGAACUUGAAUUACUAUCCUGACUCAAUCCCAUACUUCUAGAAUCCUGCGAGCAAAACCCAGACACCAGGUUGAUGGGCCUGACCGGGUGGUGGCAAGGUGGAUUUGUGCUAGAGCUGGUGUUUAAAACCCCUCACACUCUAUCUACCCUUGUCCCAACUUAAUGCACCAGCAUAGCUACCCUCAGAAAGGGAGGAAAGGGCGUCACCUUGUACUGCACCAGUGAGAUCAGACAUCCCUUGUCAUUAAUGACACUUAUGUUCAGAACAGUUUUGAGAUAGUAAUAGGGUUCAGAGUUCCCCUUAAAUUUGAGCAAACUCUUCUCGUAUCAGUGAAAUGUAUAAAGUGAGCUGGAAGCCUAGAUACCUGCCCUUAGAUAAAACAGUGCCUCCUGCAGGAUUAAGAAUGUAUUGAGCCAAUAUGAAUGACACGUCAAAUACAGUAAAUGUAGGAAACUGAUAUUGUAUUCAGACACACUGCCUGGUUGGACUAUGCGCAGUUAUUUGUUGUCUGAACACUGAAUGCACUGCAAUCCCAAUCAGCUAAGGAUGGAGUUCCCUUACCAGCCAGAGAUGGACAGGGUAGGUGAACCUUCGCCCCCAUCCCACUCAACCCCAGAAGCCCUUGGCAUAGCACAGCAACUAAUGUGAGAAAAACUGGCUUCUGACCCCAUUGAUGGUUAAGAUGCCACUGUAAAUGGUUUCUGGAGGAGCGUAUCCAUCUGCUACUGGCGAAAAGGGCAUUAAUCAAAUAUGGUCACUGCACAAUCUCCUCCCCAGACUCUGUCUUUGAUCUUAGCACAAUGGACAAGCACAAUUUUAUGAUGAACUUACUGCAAACUUCACGACAGUGCCAUGCGAUGCCAGUGUCCUGAGGAGUGGGAGGGAGCUCUUUGCCUAGGAACUAGUGAGGGAGGGUACAUCUCUCUGGAAUGUCUUGCCCUAGUAUCUUUGUCAAUAGUAAUGUAAGGAUCCCAUAGCUCAACACACCCUGUCCUGGUUAAACUGAAAGGUACCCAUAUGCACUGGAUUGUGAUUUUAAAAACAAAACAGUGAUGUUCUUUUCAUGUGACAGGUAAGAAUAGAUUGCAAGUCUAUGCAAUCAAAGUUAAAACCCUCCACUGAGAGAUUUCACAGAUGAAUCAAGUCAUUGGAAUAAGUUGCCUGGUAUCAAUCCUUGAUGCAAUGACUUUUUAAGGAUCCAGUUGGUUCUCUGUUGUUUGGUGUUAACUGUUUUUUUUUAACUUUCUUGGAAUAUCUCCUUGAGCUGUUGUAUUACUGUGGACUGUUAUUAAAUUGUGUACUCUUGUGUCUAAUAUAAACCUUGCAUGAUGUGUACUGCUCAUACCACUAUGAAACAAAUGGGCAACAAUGGGUGUUAACUGUUUUUACUUUUUGACAUAACUUUUAUAACGCACAUGUUAACCUCGUAACAGCAGCUUUCCAAAUCCCAAAAAGAGCUUUCUCUGCUUUUUGACAGCUAGAGUUUUUUUUUUGUGUGUGGUUUCAAACUGAUGACAGGCUGAGAAAAUGCAAUGCACUGGCGAGUCAGAGGGUAUGUGGUUUGGGAAAUGAUUCGAAUGACCGCUGACUGGAAUUUGAGCAAAUUCGAUACCAUGAGCUGACAGCAGGUGUCAUUUUCACAGCCCGAUUUUCAGUGAUUUAAAAAUCCCACCUCUGUCACCAAUUUGUGUGUGAUACAGACACCACACAAGCCAUGGGCUCGUUCCAGCUAUUAGCUGACCAGCAGCUGGUAAAGGUGCCUGAUGGUUACUGGUGUAAUCUGGCCAGGAAUAUGUUGAUGUCAGUCCUCUCUGUGCAGGAGAGAAAAGAUCGGAUAAUCCAGCUACCUGGGUUAAACCUGGCAAGGACACAAAGCACUCAGGGAAACCAUCCCCUCUGAGGUACUGUGCUCCUACACCUCACUGGUGUCCCACUGACUUAUGGAAAUGUGUUUGACAAGGUUGUGUGCAAAUGAGUGAAAUUCUGGGCCCUGGUCGAGUGGGCACUGGGAUCACAGAGCUUCGGGAUUUUAAACAGCACGCAUUCACAGACACACGCACACAGACACGCAUGCACACAGACAUGUAUGCACACAGACACGCGCACAGACACGUGCACACAGACACGCGCGCACACAGACACGUAUACACACAGUUGUAUGCACACAGACACGCACACAGACACUCAUGCACACAGACACGCGUGCACACAGACACGCAUGCACACAGGGACACGCACACACAAAGCUAGCUCACUCUUUUGCCUUUCCCAUCAUUAAUGAAGAAGAAAAAAAUCCAACAAGUUUCCACCUAAAGAGUAAAUUCUGCAGCAAAGGGUCCGGCUGGAGGGACAGAGUUAUUGUUUGGUUUGAACUUAGUGACCUUCACAGACAGCAAGGAUGUGUCUUUCCCUCAUCAUCUUUGUCAAAUAAACAUGAGGCUCUUGGUUCUAAAGGCUUGGACUUUUCUAAGGACUGUGUGUGAGUGAUAAAGCUCAAAAAGGUGCUAUGUGGCAAUUUGCAUAGCAAUGGACUUCAGGGUACCUAUAUCCAUCUUGUGUCAACAGCUGUUUUAAAAUAAAUCUGACUUGCAAUGCUAUUAGAUGCAAUCAGAUGCUUUGAUGCAAUGAGAUGGCCCAGUGAGGCAUUCCUGCUCAAUGUAGCCUCAUUUAGGUACACCCUCCUGUGCCCCUGGUUGACUUGAACCUAUGUACUGCAGUGACCACUCUUGUUAAACCAAGAUAGAUAGAUCAGUGUGAAAAGUCUUGGUAGGAGGUUGUCCAAGACUCUUUCUGUCUUUCAUCAACCCCCUGUUUAUCCAAAUGUUUAGUGGAGGACCAUCCAUCCUGUUCACACUGCUGUAUCCCAAUCCCUUCACAAAAGAUACAUUUAAGCUUUCGGUCAUGCUAUGGUAAAGAAAUCACAAUCGGAAUCUCACAAAUCAGUGUUGCUGUCCCACCUGAUUCUGGGAGGUGACAGUGUAGGAUUCAAUGGUUGAGGAACAAGUCAGCCUGUUUAAUAUGGUGUGCCAUGUGGAGUCAGACUGGCUAUAAAGUUCCCUCAAGAUCACCUGAAGUGUUUGCACGACAUGCAGGUCUCGGCUGACACAUAUUCCUGAAGGUUUCAUCACCCCCUCCUACACCCACCAUGCUCCCAUUAGCUAAUGGCAACUUGUUCCCACAUAUUUAUCUUGGGAAUGUCAGAGGACCCCCUCCCCAAGGAAACCAAACUGCUUGCCCGACUGGAUGGUUCCUGCUUGUUGAUCACAAAGUCCUUUUUCACCCCAACUCCUCUCAAAACCUAUGCCUCCUUGAACUAUCAUCACCUCAAUGUUAAAAGACAACACUUAGAUUUUCCUUCUAUGCUGAGUGGGCACCAUGUCCCAUUCCCCCAAUGGCUUUUCUUCUGGCAUUUGUCUUGGAGACCAGAGACUUGUCUGCUGGAAGAGUUACCAUUCCAUGCCUCUGGGUGACAAACUGGGCACGCAGGGUGACACAGUGACCUCCCACACAACAGGAAAUACGAUCAGAUCCCCGCUCAGAGCCAUCACGUUCCAACAGUGAGCCACACGUCUGCUGGUCAAUGUACAAAUUUCACUCUUUUCUCUUUCAAACCAGUAGCUGCUGCGUCGACACGGAUGGUUGAGGGAAGCGGGAGGGCUUUAAUGGGCAAAAUAGCUGUCCUGAUGUAUUUUCACCUUCUUUGAGGAGUGAGCUCUCUUUGAUUUGGUGAUUUUUGUUGGGAAAUGGGAGUUCAGGGGGUGUAUUCUCCUUGCAAUUCUUCCUGUCCACCUGUGCAGUGUGAAUAUUCCCGACUCUGUUUGAUGGUGUAUGUUUGUGUGUGUAGCCGGCUGGUACAGUUGGACAGCCAGGCAAUUUGUCACGUUAAAAUUGGUGUGUAACCGUGGUCGGUGCUGUCCAGGUACGUGACAUUUACCAGCCAGCCGGGUGCUUUCAGAGGAAGUCAGCCUGAAGUGUAAUAUGUAUCCUUGCCCCUUCAAUCAACUGGCUGCUUUCUAAUGUCCGCAGUCUGCCAGUGAGUCACAUUCCCUUGGAUCAUACUAGCAGGCCAUUCAGGGCUGUUCUCUCGGUUAGUCACUGUGCCCAUGACUGUAGCUUGCUCCAAAAUGUUACUUGUGGCUGGAUUGAAUUGCUCUGCUCAACAGUACAGCAAUAAUAAAUGCCUGUGCAGUUCUGACUGUACCCUAAGUACAGUCCACAGCAUCCAGAGGGAACUGUGUUGGUAGAGGGAAUCAAUCACACAAUUGGAGAUGAAUUACUUACACACGCACACAUAUACAUAGGCAUACGUGCACACAUAUAUGCACAGAUAUGUAUGCACAAAGGGACAUAUAGAUAUAUACACACGGAGACACAUAUACACAGCUACAGGUGUGCACACAUUUAUACACACACACACACAAAUAUAUACGCAUAUACACACAGGCAUGCACUCACAUAUAUACACCCACAUACAUAUACACAGACAUGCACAUAGAUAUACACACACAUUGAUCGCAAGCUUUUCCUCUCCCUAAGGCAGUGAGGAAAAUGCAGGAGGGGUGAACAAUACAGUAAGUUGGCCCGGGAGAGAUACACGGUCCCUUCUCAGCACUUCAGCAAUUUGGUUCUGGCCAAGAAGGACCAUGAACGAUACAUUACCGAUUAAAUUAAUGACCACUUAAAACCCUCACCUGACAUUAGCACGCUUCCCCCACACCCCUCCACCCUGCCUCCAACUACCCAGCUAGUAGCUAUUUUCUGAUGUACCUACUGGGCUGGGAGGCACCCUCUAUUUGCACCAAUACAUGACAGUCAGGGACUGGAAAAGGGAACAAGGGGUUGGCACUGAGAGACACCCUCCUGUCCGUGCCUCCAAUCUUUGCUUCCCCAUUCCUUAGUAGUAAUAUCAGUGUUACAGUGAACACAUCCAGGGUAAAUAUGGUAAUAUCAGCAUUACAGUAAAUACUGCCAGGAUAAAUACAGUGAUAUCAGUGUUACAGUAAAUACAAUCAAGUAAGUAUCGUAAUAUUGGAGUUAAAGUAAACAUUACUGGGGAAAAUACGGUAACAUCGGUGUUACAUUAAACAUCCUCCAGGUAAAUAUGGUAAUAUCUGAGUGACAGUAAAUACUCCCCGGGUAAAUACGGUAAUAUCGGUGUUACAUUAAACAUCCUCCAGGUAAAUAUGGUAAUAUCAGAGUGACAGUCAAUACUCCCAGAGUAAAUACGGUAAUAUCGGUGUUACAGUAAAUACGGUAAUAUCGGUAUUACAGUAAACACUCUUGGAGUCAAUACAUCGAUAAUGGCUGUGAUAAUAAACAGAUUGAGGAAUGAAUAUAAUAGUAAUCAAUGUCACAGUAAACACUGAAGUGUAAAUAUGGCAAUAAUUAGUGUUGAAGUAAGCAGCCUCUGAGGGGUAAAUAAUCAGUGCCAAUAAUAACCACUCUAUAGCUGUACGACAAUGAAUAUCCUCUGGGAGUAAUUAAAUUAAUAUUGAGUAUUAUAGUAACUAUGCUCUGAGGGCUAAAUCUGUUAAUAAACAAUUCUACAGUAAAUACCCUCUAAGAAUUAGCUACGCUAAUAAUGAGUGCUCCAGCAAAUGCCUUCAGAGGAUUAAAUACAGUAAUAACGAGUCAACGCUAAAGACUAAAUAUGAUAAUAUUCAGUGGCGUCUUAGAUGCCCUCUGAGGAAUAAUUAGGACAAAACAGAGCUGGAGUCAUCCCGCUCUUGAGAUAUAAUUGCAGUAAAGACCAACAGUCACUCUGAAAGGCACAUCCAGGAAGAGUCUUCAUCUUCAUAUGUAGCAUCUUCAUGGGGGAUCCAGCAAUAUUCCAGCACAAUCCGACAGAAUCUCACCCACUUCGCCUAUUCCUCCAGCUUCCCUGUCUCCCAGUCACACUUCAUCACCCCUCUCUUUAUUUGCUCAUUAUUAAUAAAUGGUCUACCAUUUGCAAUGACUGUGGUCUCAGUUUUGGCUAACUGUGGUGGCCAGACAGAUUAACAAUUCCCUUCCUGACUGACGAAUUGACCAGCAAUAGAACAAUGGUGUGCACUGAAUGGGACAGCGAGUUACAAGCAUGGUUAUAACUGACUUCCUCUGUCUAGACCCACAUGCAGAUAAAGAAUUCUCUCUUCACUGUUUUAUAUAGAAGAUUUUUUGAUCUUUUGUAUAUUGUCAUAAUUUGCUGCUGGGAUUACCAUGUACAAACUUGCAUCCUUUGAAAUUAAUUGGAUUAAUUCACUUUGUGUUAUACUUUUGGUGUUAUAUACGUUUACAGAAAAAUCUAAUAAAUGUUUAUUGGUACCUCAA